UGAUCACAUCCCACAGUAGUUGUUAGGAAAAACAUAUAUUCAUGGGUGCACUGGUAUCUGGCCAGCGCCAACCCAUGACAAUAAGGUAAAUUAAGCAUUUCCUUCAGGAGCAGCAAGUCCAGUUGCAAUGGAGUGAUUACUCCAUUUUACAUGGAUGUGAGAGAACUAUCUUUCUCAUCUAGGACCAAGCUGAAUGUAAUUUAGCUGCACAAUUAUUAAGCAAAAUUGAUGUAUUUUUGUUUAAAUGCUGGUGUUUCCAGUUAGCUAGUGCUAGCCAAUGCUGGUUUUGAUCAUUCAGCUGUUGACUUUGCAAUGACUUGCUGCACACUGUCUAACUGUAUCCUCCUUCAGCAUUCCCUGCUGAGAUGACCCAUCAUAAUUCUUCCCAUAAUUAGCUUCUAAAGGUUAUUUUCAUCUCUAUGCUGAUGUGAGUAAAGUGUGUAAAUUUGCUCCUGUUGAUUUCUGACAAUAGUGAAGCUUUUCCAGUAAUAUUUCUAACUUCAGCUUUCAUCUUGUUUUCCAUGCAGAGUUACACAAGGGUCUUUGGCAGCAUUGUAUCUCAAAGGCUUCAGCUUUCUUUCUCUCAGCAGAAUUAGCUUUUCUCAGUUUCUGCCUGGAGUUUGCUGUGAAAGUGAUGGAAUUUUUCACCAGUCAGGUUUUCAGAUAAUUCACAAUGCAGCUAUUUGCAGAUGAUCUUAAGGCAGGUGUAAAAAUUGCUGUGUCAGCUCCUGUAAAUCCACAUUACCUUGAUGAAGCUAAUCUUUAACUUCUCGGCAAUGAUCUUCUUUAUUAAAUCUGUGUGAUCCUAUGUAAGUGAAUCCAGCAAUUGCAUAUCAAUUUGCCCUUAAAUAUAAAUUUGCUUAUGUUCUUUUUUGUAAGUCGGUGGACAAUGUAUUUUUCCUAUUGAUAUUAAUGAUUUAAUAAUUUAAUUUAUACUGAUGGGGUUCAGCCAUUUGUGAGAGUGAGUUUUGGGGAAGUACAUUAUUUUACCUGUGUUAAAAUACUCUUUAGGCAAGGAGACAAGAGGUAAUACCUAAGAACACUAAGGAAAUGCUCUGUUGGUUGCUCUAGUUGUCAGGAUAUGGGAUGUUGGACCAGAAGUGAUUUUGUUCUGUGUGCAAUUUCAGGCAAUACUUUUUGAAAAAUUAUUUCUUCUUGGAACAUCUUCCAUAUGCUAGAAUAUUUGGAGUGUAUUUUUAAAUACUGACUGGCAAUCUGCGAAACACCAUUUUAGCAUGAAUGAGGUCAUGUGCUACUAAAAUACUACUUAUACUAGGACACAGAUGAAUUGAAAGUAGCACAGCUAAAAAGUGAAGGCAACAGGUGUUUUAUUAAGUUGCAGAUAUUGGCUUCUUAAAAAAAUCUGUAGAGUAACUGAUACUUCAUCCUAAAACUUUUUGAGAAUUUGCAUGUUUUCACUACUGAAUACCAGUAAGUCCCAGUGUUCCUAAUUUAGAGUAUAUUCCUUUAAGGUGUUUUUGACUAAUAAAACGUGAUAGCCUCUUCUAGCACAUCACCAAUUUCAUAAUGUGAUGCAGGACUGAAAGAAUUGUGGUUGAAUACCAGGCACCUGAUGGCUAAGAGUAUUCAGAAAAAGGAAGAGAGCAGGCUGUGCUCCUACACACAAAAUCCCCCAAACCCUGGAGUUAUCAGCCUUUUGUAAUUUUCACAGAGGUGACUAUAAGGUCUAUGUGCAGUCUGUCAGGGAGAAGUAUUUUUCUUGUUUCAAGAAAUUGGAGAGUAUUUGUUUUGGUGCAAUUAUUUUAACCACCUGUUUAGUAAGUAAGAACUGUGGGAUUUAUCUCCCCCCAAAUGCCUUGGACUAUUAAUUUGAGUAAAUCAACAGAGUGAAGCACCCUAGACUCCAAUUUCCCCAUUGUUCAGCAUUGAGAUCUUCCCUAGUUUACUCUUAUAAAGUAAAGAACUUUAAAAAAUAUGCCAUUUGAGUCCAUGUUGUUGAGAGUUUUUGCACAAACAUCCCAAGAAUAGAUAGAUGAUAAAGCAGUUACAGUCAAAUCAUUCAUCCUGAUGCUUCAAUUUGCUCUCCUGUAUGCAGAAUGCUGUAAUAGUCUCACAUUUUAAAAAUAUGCCACCUCCUAUAAAGCAGUAGUUUCAGGUGACUAAUCAUUGUGUAAAGCACAGAGCUGAUAUUUAAAUGCAAAUUGAGAGCCUUUUGGAUAGUGCAGUUUUUGAUCUUAGCCCACAGUUCAGAGGCAGCACACUUCACAGAAAAUUGUAACUGUCCAGCUCUGGGCUCCUGAGGGUUCAGCAGAGGCCACAAAGUUGAUGAGGGUUCUGGAGUAUCUCUUAUGAGGAGAGGCUGUGGGAGCUGGGCCAGUUUAGUCUGGAGAAGACUGAGAGGAGAGGUCAGAAAUCCAUACAAAUAUUUCCAAGGAGGGUGCCAUGAGGAUGGUGCCAGACUCUUGUCAGUGGUGCUCAGUGACAGGACAAGGAGCAAUAGCCAUAAACUGAAACACAGGAAGCUUCACCCAAACUUGAGGAAGAACUUCUUUCCAUGGAGGGGGGCAGAGCACUGGAGCAGGCAGCCCAGGAGUCUUGUGAAGUCUCCCCUUCUGGAGACAUUCCAAACCCACCUGGACGCAUUUCUGUGUCACCUGCUCCGGGUGACUCUAGCUUGAUCUCCCUCUGGAGAUCACCUUGCCUGGCAGGAGGGGGUGGGCAGGGUGAUGUCCAGAGGUUCUUUCCAAGCCUAGAAACUCUGUGAUUCCAUGAGUCUGUGAAUUAUACAGAUUUAACUAGAAACAGUGAAAUUUUAAAAAAACCCAUGGAUACAGUGGCUAUAAGACAUAAAAUGAUGAGGUACUUAAUUUACAAAUGCACAUGCUAUUUAAACUGAGUGCAACUGAAGUGUCAUUCUGGAAAUGUGGAGUGUCAGAGCCAUCUGGAAAAGACUACCCUGCACUAUUCAGACAUAAUUUCUGUCCAAGACCCUUGCUGUCAUGGCUACUGGAAAUUUUGAGUUUUGCCUGUCUUUAGAUUUUAUGUAGAGAGCCUUUCUUAGGCUACAUGUAGUGACAUGUAGCAAAGGUACGAAUACGAUCUGAACACCAUCUGUUCAUACAAAGCAAUAUCUUACGAUUUGGGGAGAACCCUGGCUCCAUAAAAACAGAUGCAAAAUAUUUUUUGUGACUCCAUUGGAGCUGGCAUUUUCUGUAUUUUCCAACAAAUACUUUCACAGUAAUUGGAUGUAGAGCUGGAGAUCAAUACCAACUGCUGAUAAUAUUGAGCUGCAGAAUGUUAUUUGCAGUAAUGUUUGUGACGAGAGGCAAAUCUGUCUUCUGCCCCUUCCAAAGGAGACAUUUAGGGAGGAACCCUCAAUCUUUUCAGAAACACAUUGAGGGAAGAGAAAAUGGUCAGUGUAGUCAUAGGUGCACUCCAGCUUUCCACUAGCUGGUCCAGAGCACUGAAAUCUCACUGCUGUUAAAGACAGCCUCAAGAGAUACCCAACUAACAGUGUAUCUGUCUGAUGCCUUGCCAGGUCAUUGCUGGGGUAAAGGUAGUGUGGAUAGGAUAUUUUUGCAGUUUAGUAAAUUUGAAGUAUAAUAAAGGUCUUUUGAGGCCACAAGGGCUACUACUAGCUACCAGGAGUAGCCCUAUGUCCUGGUAAGAUCAGUCCUGGACUGAGGCCAGAAGGUGAGAGAGUGAGAAAGGAUGAAAAUUUGUUUUCAGACCUUCAUGUCCUUGUCCUGCAACCUUUCUGUAUCUCAGUUGAGCUAAGGGAAUCUAGGAAUAAGUCUAUAAAGAUCUGGGUUAGAUAAGCUCUUUCCAUUUGGAAUUUAAAAAUGAAAUAUACCUUCACAUACAUGUUGAAGGAGACCCCCUUUUCAAGCACAAAACAAUAAAGACAUUCUGUGAAAUCAUUCUGUAAUUGUUCUCAAUUUUUCUCCAUUUGUUCUAAUGACAGUGGUAGCAAUCGAUCAGAGAAGUCAUGUAAGUAGUACAUAUGCAUGACAGGGAUUAAACUUUUAUUUUCUGGCAACAGAAAAUAAACUUUAAGCUGGAGGAAUUAAUCUCUUGUAAUACGUCAAGAUUUAUCUAUUAAAUUGCUUGCCAGUAGUUUGAAAAAAAAAAGCUGUCUGAAACCACACUAGGAAAUCCUCUGACUUCAGCCAGAUCUCUGAUUUAUCACUGCCAUCACUGGCUGAUCUAUAAAUACAUCUGCUUUUACAAUCUAUGCAUUCUGCUGAUUUCUCAGUUCUGAGAAUUUGCUGUUAUCUCCUCAGAAGAGAAGGGCUAGCGGCUUCUCUUAAAUGAGCCUGGCUUAGCCAAAGCCAACAUGAAUGUAAGCCUAAGAGGCUGAGCCCAUUGGUUGUUAGCUUUGAUAGUCACUGCCAUCAUUUGAGAGUGUGCUUGUAGCCAGUCCAAGUUGGCAGUCUCAGCCCAAGCUGAUUGGAGCUGCAGACAUUUUUGCUGACUGGAGUCAUGCUAUCUUUGCCAGUUUGCUGGAAUAGACACAGACACUGAUUGAGUCAUGCUGAAAACAUUCCUGUCCUAUGAAGCAAGUCUGUUUAUAUUUCAGGUUUGCCAGGACUAAUGAAUUAAAAAUCUUGGGCUCACGACAGUUUGCUGCUUAAUAAUGCCUGUGACAGAAGGAUUUUUUCCUCCCUGAAGUGUGACAGCAUCAUAAUACCUCAUCCCUGGCAACAAGAGGAAGGAAAAGCAGAAUUGUGGAGAAAAGUGGAAAAGGGUUAUGGGAACUGCAGGUAGCAGCAUGCUGCCCUGACAGCUGUCUCAGCUUCUCAGACCUUGUCAGCUUGUUGCUAUGCAGCAGAUGCAGCAUUUUCUUUUAUUGAAGCUUUACUCCAUAAAGGCAACGACAAGCCAAGGCAGUGGCUGGCCCUGGAUUAUACAAGUGCAGACACUCCACUAAGUGAGGGUUUCAUCACAGUAAAAUCACUUUUUGGAAUUGAUGGUCUCAGAAGAUGGAGGACUGAGUAAGGUCUCAACCCAGAAGCCAAAUUCAUGCAGACAGACCCUUCCACCUGCACAGGCUUCCACUGAAGAAUCAUCCCCAAGCUGGAACAAACAAGUAAAAGCAUUGACUCAAGUGCCCACAUGAUCACCACCGCCAGGGUACCUGCUGAUAAGCCAAUACGAAUUGCCUUCAGCCUUAAUGAUUCCCCAGAUGAUGCUUCCCCUGAAAACUUCUCUUUGGCAUUUCCAGAACUAGAUCAGCAGCUGCAGCCUCUGCCUCCUUGUCAUGACUCUAAGGAAUCUAUGCAGGUGUAUAAACAGCACUGCAAAAUAGCAGAAGAGUACCAUGAGGUCAAGAAAGAAAUUGCUCUGCUGGAAGAAAGAAAAAAGGAGCUGAUUGCCAGACUGGAACAAGUGGAAAAAGAAAGCAUGGAUGCUGCUCAGCUGGCUAAGGAGUAUGCAGAACUGACAGAGGAGAACCGAACACUGAGGCUGGCCCAGACGCAGUGCGUGGAGCAGCUGGAAAAGCUCAGGAUACAGUACCAAAAAAGACAGGGUUCCUCAUAACUCCCAACAGCUCAUGUGGAGCAGUUCAUACAGGAUUGGUCCUGUGCUGGAAAGAUAUUUUAAAAUAAAGAUCUGUUUAAUACGUUACAACACUUUACUACAGAUACAGAGUAUGUAGAAGUCUAUAUUUGAUUUAAUGCUUGCCACUCAGUAGCUUAAUGUAAUGGAUAUUUCAUCCAUUAUAUAAUGGAUGUUUUAUUUCAAGUAAUGUAAUUGAAGUUAAUCUAUCCCCAUUAUAUGUUCUAGUGUGUCAGGUUUCUUUUCUAAACAUAUUUCUUCCAAUUUAAGAAGAUAUGGACACACCAGAAAAUUAUAUAAAUAGGCUCUGUGUUGGAAAUUUGGAUCAUAGGCAUACAGCAGGGACAAUUUGAAUAUAUGAAAUACAUUUAUGUUAAUUUUAGUUUGGUGAAUUCUUUUAAAAUUAUUUUCCUCAUGCCUAAAGUGUUUGGAAGUUAUCAUGAAGCAGAGCUCCUCACUAGUAAAAACUAUACUAGAUGUCAACUUCACACUGUUGUAUAAAAUCUGAAAAACUGCACAUUAAAAAUUGAAGUAACAAAAUAAGUUUUUGUCAAACAAGUGCAUUGCCAGUGCUAAUUUGCAAUUUAUAAAAUUAAAAGGAAACAUGAGAUCAAAUUUCCCUUCAAGUGUAAAGAUUACUUGAGUGCCUUUUUAUUGUACUUUUUGGCAUGCAAAAAAUUAAAAGUUAAUGUUAGAAUCACGGUUUCAUCAUGUUUUCAACUCAGACUAUGUCAGUAAAAUUAUUGUGAAGCUCUUUUGUUCUUAUUUUCUGGUCUAUUUUGAAACAUAAGUGGCUGUAAGUAGGGCCGGGAGUUCUGUGAUACACAAAUAACUGGGAAGUAAAAUGUCAGUUUUACUUACUCUAUUUAUCCCUGUAUUUUCUUAGAUCAAUUUAAAAGUCUUCGUUACACUUCAAUUUCUAUUCAUACAGCAGUUUUUUCAUUAAAAGUGGAUGUAGAAAAGCCCUUUUAUGUUUUGAUUGUUCUCAAACCACCUUGUGUUUUAAACUCUGCUUGACAGAUGCAGCUUGUUACAUCUUCAUGAGCUUGGAAUUCAAUUUAAUGUGUUAUUAGUACUGAAAUGUGUCUUACUAAUUGAAAAUUAUGAACUUAAGAUUUGCACCAGGACUUUAGCUUUGAUUGUUACCAUUAAUCUAUCAUGAAAAUGGAAAUUACAUGUUAAUCAGAACAGAAAAGAGAAUGACAAGCUGCCUGUAAUUUUUCUGUGCUGAUUGCCUACAGCAUUCCCUGCAGCCCAGGUGGGAAAACUGGCUCUGCCUUAUUCCAAGCACCUGGCACUGCAGCAGAAGAGCACGAAGAGGCAGCAGGAGAGGACAACCUUUAUUUCCACUUCUCCUAAUAAAAACCUCUUGGAAUAUCGGGCCUGGAAGUGCUGCAAAAGUCUUAUUUAAGUUUUACACUGAUGGGAAACAUAACUUGAAGAGAAAUCAGAGCUUCUCUUUGAGCACAGAACACCACAGAAACUAGAAUGUGCUUCUUUUGCCUGUGUUUAUGUGUUUUGGACAAGAUUCUCAUUUUAAACUAGUUUGUCAUUUUAGUCAAAGGUUUUUCCAUCUAGCCUUGAAAACAUCAUCCAGUCAGAUGAUUUCAGUAAAUUCAUUGAAUUCACUGAAAAUACAUAAAAUUAGUUUAUUGACAGACUGUGCUGGUUUAGUAUAGAUAACAAGAACUAAUUAGUUACUUACCUUGAAGUUGACAGCUUGGCUGACUAAUUAAGAAGAUAACACGUUUUUGGGAACACACAGGCUUAAAAUCAGGAAGAUAUUGGGAAACUUUUUUUCCUUUCUGGCCUUGGAACAGGUACCAGGGCCAGUCGUGUGUGCUGUGUGGCUCCCUGGGGCCGGGCAGCCUGGCUGGGGACAUCUGCCCUGGGUCUGGCUGUCCCUCGGGGUCCCCACUGGUUGCUCUUGGGGGAGAGAGAGGCUGCAGUUUAACAUCAUUUUUAGUGAACUUUUAAAAGUUAUCUUGAGCUGCCCAGGGCUGAGAGGAGAUGUUUCCUCUCCAGCCCCACCCCAGGAGCAACCCUAAGCCUGGGCCGGAUUUACUCUAUGAAAUUAAAAGUAAGAAAGAACUUUUUAUAUUCUUAGCUGUUAAGUUUUUGAUUACUUAAACUGCUCUGAUCUUUGAUGUUUUGGCAUGAGCGUGGCCUUAAAAUAUGACACUAUGAACUGCAACUAAAAAGCAAAAACUUAAAACAAGAAAAAUUACAUUUUCUUGACACAAAUAAAGUUUUUAAAUAUCCAACGCUUCUCAGAGAAAAAAACUAAAUUAAUAAGAUAUUAGAGUUAGUAAAAAAAGGUAACCUUUUAAGUAAAAAAUUAACAAAUUACCUUCAUCUUAAGCUAAAAAUUUCUUAUAAGCUGUAGUUACAGACUCUAACAUGAAUAUACUAGUGUUCUUUUAAAUAAUAAGUAAUAUAAAUCAAGAAAAUAAUUAUUCAUAUUUUGUAGAUGUGAACAAAAAUAUUUGUGAUUGAUGAAAUAAAUAUUAAAUUAGAAUUUAUAAUCUCGUGAUAAGAUGUUUAAAACAAAAAGAAUAAAAAGAAGUGCUUAUACUAGUAAAAAAAUUAAAAAGACAUCUUUGAAAUAACAAAUGUUUUGCCCUUACAGUUGUUUAGCUUUAAAAAUAACAUCUUAGUAUUCAUAAAUUUACAGAUUAUAUAUAGUUACAAGAAAAGUUACGUAACAUAAGAAAUCUACAACUGUAUAAGUUUUUAGGUAGGCUGCUGUUGUGAGAGUUAAAAAUUACAAAUAAACUGGUUUUCUUGUGAAAAUUUGCUAGAACAAAUUAAGAGAGACUUCUCUCUUUAAAAAAAACUAAAUAAAAAUCUAUUUUAUAAAUAGUACUAGCCUAGAGUUCUAAGGUUUGCUUAUGUUAUUGGUAAAAAAUGAAUCACUUGUAAGAAAAAAGUGUGUUUUAAAAGUUUCAUUUUAAUUCUUAUUUCCUUCUUUUAGUGUAUGUUAAUAAAUCUAUCUAUUACCUUUGA
This is a messenger RNA of Prinia subflava (tawny-flanked prinia), 8526 nucleotides long. RefSeq names its product MAP3K7 C-terminal like (gene MAP3K7CL). Gene Ontology annotation, cellular component: cytosol; nucleus. NCBI's taxonomy places the organism in Eukaryota, Metazoa, Chordata, Aves, Passeriformes, Cisticolidae. Bases 5077 to 5502 code for a protein of 141 amino acids. The record is from RefSeq and is a predicted model, not a curated record. The transcript is spliced from 6 exons.